AUGGCUGAGUUGGUUGGAACAUGGAAAUUUGUUGAAAGUUCUAAUAUGGAUGAAUUAUUUAGUGAAUUAGGAGCUCCGAAAGAUGUAUUUCAUGCUUCAUUGGAAUAUAAACCAACAUUGGUUAUUAGUUUGGGCGAUAAUGAAUUGCAUAUGAAAAUGAUUACGAACACUAUUGAAACGGAACAGUCUUAUGAAUUAGGUAAAGAAGUUGAAGAAUUAACACUGGAUGGACGAAUUGUUUUGGCUUAUGUGACUGUUGAAUCGGACAAGAAAUUGGUUCACAUACAAAGACAUGGUUUCUCAAAAACAGUCAUUACACGGGAAGUUUAUGAUGAUAUAUUGAUAACGACAAUAAAAAAUCAGAAUCAGACUGCAACAAUUAAAUAUCAACGCGUUUAA
Trichobilharzia regenti is the source of this 399-nucleotide messenger RNA. The record is from the annotation of a GenBank genome assembly. NCBI's taxonomy places the organism in Eukaryota, Metazoa, Platyhelminthes, Trematoda, Strigeidida, Schistosomatidae.